This is a messenger RNA of Aspergillus versicolor CBS 583.65, 2354 nucleotides long. RefSeq lists its product as uncharacterized. Gene Ontology annotation, biological process: DNA-templated transcription; regulation of DNA-templated transcription. The transcript has 6 exons. NCBI's taxonomy places the organism in Eukaryota, Fungi, Ascomycota, Eurotiomycetes, Eurotiales, Aspergillaceae. The coding region runs from base 88 to 2001 and encodes 637 amino acids. The record is from RefSeq and is a predicted model, not a curated record. Gene Ontology annotation, molecular function: DNA-binding transcription factor activity, RNA polymerase II-specific; zinc ion binding; DNA binding.
CACGGCCGAGGAUCCAGUAAUCAAUUGAUCCAUCGAUCUGAGUUUGAAUGUUGCAGUAUUUGUCCAAUGAAAUGUCCCUGCUAGAUUAUGAUGCAGUCUCCGGUCCCUGGGCGCGAACCAGGCUCGCGGCGAUCGACCGCCUGUGACGCGUGCUUUCACCGCAAGAUUAAAUGCGAUAGCGUUAAACCUCGGUGUAACUGGUGUUAUCAUCGCCAGGUGGAUUGCACAUACGACCGCCAUCGCUCUGAUGGGAUUGUCCGCAAGAAGACUUCUGCUGGGAAGAGGCGAAACUUGAUCGAUCGCAUUCGUCAUAUAGACCAGCUUCGCGCGGAGUCUCGAUUGGGGGGACCUUGUCCACCAGACGACCCGCCCCCAGCUGAGAAGCAGGCGGAUACACCUCGUCAGUCCGAUGGCUCGAGCCAAAUCCCUGGCCCAAUACAGCUGCUUCCGUCUCCUAGGAUCAUCCAUUUCGCAGGAUGGAAGAUUGGGAAUAUAAGUCCCGACCGAGGAUCAACACCGACCUUGCUGCCCGAGGGCAUCCAAUGGAUCCAGUCCAGAACGGGAACUACAGUGCCUUUUCCAACCGUCCACUAUGCACCGUGGGAAAAAUUGAAGCCGCCUGAUAAUGUAUCCGUCGUGGUCCGGCGGACCUCAACGAGACGCCUAGAGCUCCCACCGAGACCAGUCCUGAACCGCUACUUGGAUGCCUACUUGUCGUCCGCGAUACAGGCAUUGUUUCCGGUGAUCGAUUCAUCGCUAUUUUCCCAGACAAUAGACACUGCGUAUUUGGCUUCUGAGAGUGGAGCUCACCACAGCUCAAGGGCAUGCAUAUUCGCCCUCCUUGGUCUCAUCUCCGGAGUGGAUUAUCCUCGAGCCCAAUGCAGUGCUCCAACGCCCCCAAGCAUCCCGAGAGAUGAUUACAUUCUCGAGGCACAACGGCUAUUACCGUCUAUAAUAUGUGAGGGGUUUAAUUUAGAUGCCUUACAGGCCACUGUCAUUCUGGCCGUGCUAGGUGUUAUGACAGGUGAACUGCAGAAUGCGACCCAUUAUGUUUCCAUCUCUUCACGUUCUAUCAUUGCUGUGGGUGUCAAUACUAUGGGAGACCCCGUUCAAGAGAGCGGCCUUUCCACCGCUGAUUCAGAUGACAUACGAGUUAGGAAGCAUCUUCGUAACCUCUUCUGGAUCUGCUAUGUCCUAGACAAGGAUAUUUCCUUACGUACAGGACAGAGCCACAGCCUGCGGGAUGAAGACUGCAACCUACAGUUGCCAGUCGACUAUACGAAAGAUCUGUUCCCACGAAUGACCUACUCCACGCCCCUGAACUCCGUUGAAGGCCCUCUAUUCCCAAUCGAAUUGAACCUGAGUUUGAUCAAAUCCCGGAUAUUCACCGCGCUUUAUUCGUACCAAGGAUUGCAAAAGAGCGAUGCCGAAACCAUCCGCCUAAUCCGAGAACUGGACGAUGAAAUUGAACGCUGGCGUCUUUCAAUGCCGUCCGAGUUGCGCCCAACGCUUUCUUACGGAAAGGACGCGCAUACAAACCCGAAUAAAAUGACCAUGUAUCUCGUUCUCGUACACUUGAACUACUACUUCUGCGUCAAUAUAGUUCACUUGGCAGGGAGUCGGUGCGAGUCGUGGCGUUCCGCCUGCUCAUCUCCAGGGAUGAUGGACGGCCUGAAAUCCAGCUUAACAAUGUCCGUGGAAGCGAGUCGCUCAUUACUAUGUUUCCUGAAGGAUGCCGAAAGCUCUAUAAGCACGGGGAGCUUCUGGUCUCUCCUCUUCUACCCCAUGUCAGCAGUCCUUACACUAUUCUGCAACCUACUGGCGGAUCCAAAGGCUUCUACUGCGGUGGAUGAUGCGCACCUUCUUGUCGUAGCAGAACAUACCACGGAACGUGUCUUUCUGCGGCAGAUAUCCGAAAUCGACCAGGCCGCGCAUAUACAAGCCAUAACCGGGUUCAUUUCUAGUGUUCGACAUAUUGCGCAGCAAGCGAUCAAGAAAUGAUCACUCCAUCUGCGCAACUGGGUCUCCGGAUACGGUGUAGGAAGCUCUACCUGGUCCAUGGUUUCAUUAAGGAUGGUCGGUAUUAUGUUAAACCAGCCGCCCACGACACAUUCUACUGGAUCACAAAUACGGGGUACCUACCAGGCCUUUUAUCAUGAUGCAUCCGCUCAUCGUACCGGCUGUCCAGCUCUGGCCUCUGACACGAAUCUCUUGACAGUAUUUGGGAAGAUGUCCAUCGAGUAACUGCUGAAACGAAAGAACGAGCAUCGGGAAGGCAAAAAGAACAACCCGAAACCGAUGCUCGAUUACUUCACCAUGCAAGACUCAGCGGUGCUCGCUAUUAGGGCCUCUUC